Saxophila tyrrhenica is the source of this 1719-nucleotide messenger RNA. RefSeq lists its product as uncharacterized. Gene Ontology annotation, biological process: transmembrane transport; carbohydrate transport. Gene Ontology annotation, cellular component: membrane. The transcript has 3 exons. Gene Ontology annotation, molecular function: carbohydrate:proton symporter activity. Lineage: Eukaryota; Fungi; Ascomycota; Dothideomycetes; Mycosphaerellales; Extremaceae. Bases 1 to 1719 code for a protein of 572 amino acids. The record is from RefSeq and is a predicted model, not a curated record.
AUGGCGACCGUCGAGAUGCACUCCCAUUACAUGGGCCUGGCGGGCACCGCUCUGCAAACCGCCAUUGCCGUGGCCGCGGGUCUGAGUUUCGUGGCUUUUGGGUACGGCCAGGGAGACGUCGGAGGGCUGAUUGUCGAGUCCACCUUCAUGAACUACUUCCCAUCUUUCGAGACCCCGAUCUACGCCGGCUCCGUCAUCGCGACUUGGAACAUUGGAUGCUUCGUUGGCGCAUUCUUCACCAUUUUCUUGGGCGACAGGUUGGGAAGGAAGGGCACCGUGGUCACGGGUCUCAUCUGCGAGACUAUUGGCAAGAUCAUCCAAUGCAGCUCUUUUGGGAUCGGACAAUACGUUGCGGGCAGGAUGAUUGCUGGGAUCGGGAAUGGCUUCGUCGCCAGUGGUGUACCGGCAUAUCAGGCGGAGUGUUUGAAGACGCAUAGGCGUGGCACACUGCUGCUCGUCUCCUUCGGGAGCUGCAUUACUCUGGGAAAUGCCAUCGCCUACUGGAUCGUCUACGCCUUUUCAUUCACGCAGCCGAGCUCAGCAGCGUGGCGGGUGCCCAUCAUUUUGGCCGCAAUGUUCACCCUACCGGCACUACUGGUCAUCGUCUUCAUGCCGGAAAGCCCUAGAUGGCUGCUUCUCAAGGGCAGAGAGCAGGAGGCGAUGAAUGUGUUGUCGGCAUUGAACGAGCUACCCAUCGACCACGAAGACACUCGCCGCGAGAUCCUGCAGAUCAAGUACGCCGUCAAGCACAUGGCCUCCUCAGCUCCGGGACAAGUCUUCACGAAUGGCGAAUACCGAUACCUCCAGCGAACGUUGCUCGCCGUCGGCCUGCAGAUCAUGCAGCAAUUCACCGGCGUCAACAUCUUCAUCCAGUACCUCGCCGCCAUGUUCGUGAACCAGUUGCGCUACGCCAAUAGGGUGUCCAUGGUGCUGGCCGCCUGCUGCUCGACUGAGUUCUUCCUGGCGUCCGUUGGUGUUGUCUUCGUCAUCGAUCGAUUUUGGGGGAGACGAGAUUUGACCAUCUUCGGCGCUUCGGGCAUGUGCUUCUGCAUGGUCAUGUUGACCAUCUUCAACUGGCUCGGCUUGGAGAACGGCGAGCCGUGGGCCUUCAAGGUCAUGACUGCCUUCCUCUUCCUGUACCUGACUUUCUUCGCCAUCGGCUGGCAAGGAAUGAGCUGGAUGUGGGCUGUCGAACUGGUCCCAUUGAGCAUUCGAGGACCAGCAAAUGCCAUGUCAACUGCCGCAAAUUGGCUCUCCAACUUUGUGGUCGUCCUCGUCACGCCUGUCAUGUUUGACGAUAUCACAUGGCGAACCUACGUGGUAUUCGCUGUCACCAAUUUCUGUUUUAUCCCAGUCAUCUACAUCUUCUACCCAGAAACCGGAGCUCGUUCUCUCGAAGAAGUCGACAUUGUUUUCAAGUCCGCUUCGCAACGCGGCAACCCAUGGCUCAGCGCAGUCAAGGCCGCCAAGGAGGAGCCGAAAUGGUACGACAAGAACGGCGAGCCGACGGACUCUUACGGCGGCUCCGAGAAGGACGACAUUGAGAAGGGCAUGGCCACUUCUAGCGGCGACAACAGCUCGAGUCCGGAACGCAUGUUCAAUGCUCAGCCGGUGCAGCCCAGAAGAACGUCGAUGGAGCCGCGCUUUUCGGACGAGGGAUGGCAUGACCAUGUGGCUGCUCCUGCGCCGUCGAUUCGGAGGACGCACUCGAGUCAGUGA